Messenger RNA from Trametes versicolor FP-101664 SS1, 4539 nucleotides. RefSeq names its product phospholipid-translocating P-type ATPase. The transcript has 11 exons. NCBI's taxonomy places the organism in Eukaryota, Fungi, Basidiomycota, Agaricomycetes, Polyporales, Polyporaceae. Gene Ontology annotation, biological process: phospholipid translocation. Gene Ontology annotation, cellular component: plasma membrane. Bases 6 to 4328 code for a protein of 1440 amino acids. The record is from RefSeq and is a predicted model, not a curated record. Gene Ontology annotation, molecular function: ATP hydrolysis activity; ATP binding; magnesium ion binding.
CGGCAAUGCCGUCCAAACUCUCGGUGUGGUACAACAAGCUCGUUGACUUCAACGUAGAGUCCCUUUUCGCCAAGCGCAAGGAGUCCGGGCCCCCUCGCACCGUCUUCGUCAACGAGCCUCUUCCCGCCGACUUUUACGACCACAAGCACCGCAUCAAGAAGGACCAUGUCUUUUCCUCUAACCAGGUCAUCACGUCCAAGUACACAGUCAUCACGUUCCUACCCCGCAACCUUCUUGAGCAGUUUCGCCGAGUCGCGAACGUAUUCUUCCUUGCCAUCGCUAUCCUGCAGUUCUUCAGCAUCUUCUCCACCGUAUCGCCUGGUCUUGUCAUCCUCCCUCUCAUCAUCGUCCUCACGAUUACUGCGCUCAAGGAUGGCUACGAGGACAUCAAGCGUCACCAGUCCGAUCGUGCCGUGAACUACUCGCAGGUGCGUAUUCUACGCGGCGGAGACUUCAACAACGAGAACCCUAUGGCUGGCAAGUCCAAAACGUUCGUUCGGGCCAUGGUGCCCAAGUUCAAGCGUUCCGGGAAGGGGAAGCCCACCGCUGGAGACGUCGAGAACUUGCAGCACGGCGCGCCGCCGGAAGGCAUUCACACGGAGGGCGCGCCCCUGAGACAGCUCCCCACGGCUGCCACCGAGGAGUUCGGUAUAGAGCACGACGACGGCGAACCGGUCGAAGAAGUCGGCGGGCUGUUCCACCACCGUGGUGCGUCCAAGAAGCCUCACUGGAAGAUGACCAUCUGGGAGGACUUGCGAGUCGGCGACAUGGUCAAGAUCAUGGACGACGAGCCUCUCCCCGCGGAUAUCCUAAUCUGCGCAACCUCCGAGGAGGAGAACGUCGCGUAUGUGGAGACGAAGAACCUCGAUGGCGAGACGAAUCUCAAGAGCCGCAGCGCUUGUGCGGCGCUGACCCAUCUGAACACGGCGCGGGCCUGCGCAGCCAAGCAAAACGCAUUCCGCAUCGACUGCGACCGCCCCGACACGAACCUGUACAAGCUCAAUGCUGCGGUCAUCACCUCUGAUGGCCAGAAGACCGCGGUAGAUUCGAAUAUGGUCCUACUGCGGGGCACCGUCCUGCGCAAUACGGGGUGGGUUAUCGGGGUCGUCCUAUACACGGGCGAGGACACGAAGAUCGUGAUGAACUCUGGCGCUACACCGAGUAAACGCAGCCGCGUCGAACGACAGAUGAACCCUCAGGUCUUCAUCAACCUGCUGCUGUUGGCGGCCAUGGGUGUGGCAUGUGGUGUCGCGGACUCUCUACUUGAGCAGCACUACUACCCUCUGGGCGCGCCAUGGCUAUACGGCGACACCCAAAGUGAUGACAACCCGAAGAUUAAUGGACUGAUCACGUUCAUAUACGCCCUCAUCACCUUCCAGAACAUCAUUCCCAUCUCACUCUACAUCUCCAUCGAAGGCGUCCGCACGUGUCAGGCGCUGUUCAUCUACUUCGACAAGGAGAUUGUCUACGAGAAGACCGGUCAGGCAACACUUGCACGCAGCUGGAAUCUCUCCGACGACCUGGGACAGAUCGAAUAUGUCUUCUCGGACAAGACCGGGACGCUCACGCAGAACGCCAUGGUAUUCCGUCAGUGCACCAUUGCGGGGCGCGUGUACAAGGGCGACGAAGUUCACAGCGAUAUCACCCGGGUAGGUGCUAUCGUCGAAGCCGAUGAAGAGAACUCGGCGGAUUCCAAGGUCGACGUGAACGCUAUUGCGCCGGCUAGCGCUAAGAGGUCGUCCGCGUCGUCUUCGACGGAGGUGGCUAACCCUCUCACUGCGUCAACUGUGAAGAAGGCAGAGCACGUGCUGGCGCACUUCGCCGACAGCGGUCUCGAUGCUGACAUCGCGGCCGCGCGACAGGCUGUCUCCGGCUCUCCCGAGGACCAGCACGGACGCAUGCUGAACGGGUUCUGGACUGUCCUCGCGCUCUGCCACACUGCGCUCGUCUCCGUCGACCCACACUCGGGAGCGAUCCAGUACAAGGCGCAGAGCCCGGACGAGGCCGCGCUGGUGCAAGCGGCGGCGGACGUCGGCUUCGUGUUCCGUGGACGCGACCGUGAGGUUCUGACACUGCAGACGCCUUUCGCGCACGACGACAAGUACGAGCGGUACGAGCUGCUGAACAUCCUCGACUUCACGAGCGCGCGCAAGCGCAUGAGCGUGAUCAUCCGCAAGCUCGGCGACCACGACGAACAUGACGGGCAGCUGUAUCUCCUCAGCAAGGGCGCGGACAACGUCAUCAUGGAGCGUCUGCGUCCUGGGCAAGAGGCGUUUAUGCGGGAGACCGAGGACCACCUCAUGGAGUUUGCGAGCGAAGGCCUCAGGACGCUUACCCUGGCGUACAAGGCCGUUCCGGAGGCACAGUACGAGGCUUGGGCGAAGCGCUAUCACGAAGCCACCGUCUCCCUCGAGGACCGCGAGGAGAAGAUCGAGGCUGUUUCGGAUGAGAUCGAACACGACCUCUCGCUUCUUGGCGCCACCGCGAUCGAGGACCGCCUUCAAGACGGCGUGCCCGAGACCAUUGCGGACCUGAAGGAAGCCGGCAUUAAGAUUUGGGUUUUGACCGGCGACAAGCUCGAGACCGCUAUCGCGAUUGGCCACAGCACGAACCUCAUUGGACGGGAAGACAAUAUUGUCAUCAUCCGUGGAGGCGGCGAAGGCUCGACACCUGUCUAUGUCCAGAUGCUGAACGCCGUCGAACAGUUCUUCCCUGAGAGUGGAAUCCUCCAGGAUGACGCAGUGGGUCUGGACGAGAACACCCUGCCACCAUCCCAGUCCACUCGCGGAUAUCCGCUUCACCGCGUUAACACCGGUGCCUCCUCGCUCGUUGGGCACAAUAACGGCGACCGGCCAGGCGGCUUCGUGCUCGUGAUCGACGGCGCUGCUCUCACAUACGCGUUGUCGGACGAGAAGCACAAGCACCUGCUGCUGAAGCUCGCGAUGCAGUGUGAGGGCGUGAUCUGCUGCCGUGUCUCUCCGCUGCAGAAGGCGCUCGUCGUGACGCUCGUCAAGGACGGCGUCGGUGCGAUGACGCUCGCCAUUGGUGACGGCGCCAACGACGUCAGCAUGAUCCAGGCGGCGGACGUCGGUGUCGGCAUCUCUGGUGAAGAGGGUCUUCAGGCUGUCAACUCGUCGGACUACGCAAUUGCCCAGUUCCGGUUCCUGAAGCGGCUUUUGCUCGUACACGGGCACUGGUCAUAUGCGCGGAACGGCAACAUGAUCGUGAACUUCUUCUACAAGAACAUGGUUUGCAUCGGCGUACUGUGGUGGUUCCAGAUAUACUGCGCGUGGAGCAGUCAAUACGUGUUCGACUACACAUACCUGCUGUUCUGGAACACCUUCUGGACCAUCGCACCGGUCAUCGGCAUCGGUUUGUUCGACCGGAUAGUUGACGACCACGUCCUCAUGGCCAUGCCGGAGUUGUACAAGCACAGCAUGAACCACGAGUACUUCGGCACGAAGCUGUUCCUCAUCUACGUACUUGAGGCGGUUGCUCAGUCUGCCGUGAUCUUUUUCCUGAUCCUCUACUCCUACAUGUCGACUUCGGCUCGUUCAGACGGGUUCGACGUAGCCCAGUACGAGUUCUCCACCAGCAUCGCUAUAUCAGCUGUGAUGGCUGCCAAUCUUUUCAACGGGUUGAACACGCACGUGUGGACUGGCUGGAUCUUCUUCGCGGUUGCCCUCGGUAUCGUCCUCGUUUGGGCAUUCACGGCUGUUUAUGCGGCUCUCGCCCCCAGCUUGAUUACUACCUUUAUCUAUGGAAACGACCACUACCUCUUCCUGUCGCCAAAUUUCUGGUUCACCAUUCUCUUGGUUACUGUCCUCUCCCUUGUUCCCCGCUACAUCGCCAAAGCCUGGAAACUCGCAUUCGCGCCGAACGACCUAGACCGCGCCCGCUGGUUGCACAAGCUCGACCCCUCGCACGACUUCACGCAAGACCGCCACGGUGGCCUCGCAGGGAUCAGCGUCGGGGGCGGGCGCAAAUCGCGCAGCCUCAAGCGAGCGCAGCGCCCAAGCCUGUUCCACGCAAGCCGCACGGACAUGGCGACGGGGAUGCGCUCCGUCAACCGCGGCUUCGACUUCGCGACGGAAGAAAACGGCGUCGCGAUGCAGCGGAUCCAGAGCCACCUGUCCGAGCGGCACCAGGCUGCGCCCACGAAGCGGCGGCGGAACCCGUCGACGCUCAUCCAGGCGUUCUCGAUCCGCCGCACGCUCCGGCGGAAGAAGCACGGCUCGCAGUCGUCGUCGUCGCACCCGCACGACGAGCUCCUCCCGGCCUCGCCGCCGCACUCGCCCGGGCACCACGACGACCGCCGGCUGUCAUAGCGCGUGCUUGCUUGCUUGUUUGCCUCGCCUGUGUCUCCCCUUGUGGACAUCUGCACUUGCAUAUUUCGUAUUUAUUAUGGGCUGCGCCGUGAGAGAUCGCCGCGCCGUUCGCCUUCACAUUCCUGUGUUACUACCCCUACCCCACCCCACACCCCCCCAUGCACCCACCCCCUACGCCCAUCCUUCUCACCCCUCGCCCCCCACACAUCCC